Copidosoma floridanum is the source of this 3137-nucleotide messenger RNA. RefSeq lists its product as uncharacterized. Lineage: Eukaryota; Metazoa; Arthropoda; Insecta; Hymenoptera; Encyrtidae. The record is from RefSeq and is a predicted model, not a curated record.
AUGGUAGAGAAAGUUACAGUGAGACAGAGAGACAAAAGGGACCUGGUCGAAGUAGUGGGAGUCAUUAGUAGCAAUAGCGUAGCAAAGCGGAGAGCACGACUUUUCGUUAGCCGCACGUUUAACCCACGCGUGACUGCUGGUUUUACUCCUGAAACGAAGAAGAGUACACGUAAUAAAUUAGUUCCAAAGUAUUUGGAAUAAAGAGAAAUAGAAAAAAGGUGACGCUGGGGGGCAGUGCUCUGCAAAGUGUAUAUAGCCACGGUCCCGAUGACGCGCUCAUGAGGAACUCGGAGAUUCUCCCUUUUGCCGUUUCUCCGUUAUAAAAACGAAUAAGUGUUAAAUAACAAGUGCUCCACGAGAAGAAUAAAGUCAACAAGAUGAAGUCAUACGAGGCAGCGAUUUCCCAUUUGCGCCAAGUGAUGGAACGAACGUACGCCGUACAAAUGAACGAGCUCCGGUCGUGCCUACGUGUAAACACUAACGGCGAUUACUACUUCAGUGUAAAGAGACAAAAUAUUGAAAACAUGGCAAAUAUACAUAUAUGUCAAGAAGAACCUCAAAAUUUAUGGGCACCCUUAGGGAUGGGAGGUACACCCAGUGGUUUUCCAAUGGGGCAUCACCAGCUAGCAAGACAACAUCAUGAAUGGCACUGCCCGCUUUACUCACAACCUUAUGGCCCAUUCAUGACGGAGCUUCAUGGACAACAAACACCCACUUGUGUCAAUUGUAACAAGGGACAUAUAUUCACACCAUCAGCAACCGCUACUCAAACACGUGACGAAAAUGCACCCAAUUUAGCAUGUUUCGCCUCGGGGGGCGACUUGAAUAAUGUCACACAUAACCAACACACGCUUGGAGGACCAUUUCGAGGAUCAACAAGUGCAUUUAAAACCUACUUGGCUGGCGAUGUUGGCAAUGGUAGCAAUCACAACAUUGGAGAAGCAGCUUCACUUGCACAGGGUAACAGUGGCGAUGUUUGUGGCAAUUAUAACUAUAACGGGCAAACUUUGCCCCCAGGAGGCGAGGGUAUCAGCAGCAAUAACAAUAGUGGUGUUGAGACAAAUUUACUUCCAGGAGCUGAUGGACUCGACGGCAGUAGCAAUAAUCAUGACGAGAAAAAUUUACCCUCUGGAAAUGAGGGUAUCAGCGACAAUAGUAACAAUUGUAUCGAGACAAAUGUACUCCCAGUAAGUGGGGAUAUCGACAGUAGUAGCAAUAAGUAUGACGAGAAAAACUUACUCCCAGGAGGUGAGGGUUCCGGUGACAGUGGCAACAACUUUAACGGGCAAUAUUUACUCCCAGAAAAUGAGGAUGCCAAUAACAGUGGCAACGACAACAGUGAGGAUAAUUUAAUCUUAGAAGAUGAGGAUACUCGUGCUAGUGGUAACAACUUCGACGAGAAAAAUUUACUCCUAGAAAGUAGGGAUACAAGCAACAGCAGUAAUAAUAUCGGGGAUGAACCUUUACUUUUUGAAAGUAACAGCAGUAGUGAUGGAAACGGUGACGAUGGCAGAAUCAGUGCCAACGACAACACAAGAGAAGCACCUGCACUGAACCAAGAAAAUAAUGCCAAUUAUGGAGGUGGUGACAGUAAUGACAAUUACAACUUUGGACAGAAGCCUUUGCCCUCAGAGAAAGACGAUUUUUGUCUCAGGGAUGACUUUAACAUUGGAAAGGCACUUUUACUUCUUGACACUAGCGGUGACAUGGAAGGUGGUGGAGUCAAUGGUUUCGGUAACUACGACAUUGGUAAGUCACCUUUACUAUCAAGAAAUGUCGGGGAUGGGGGCCUCAUCGGUGAUGACUACAACAUGGAAGAUCUAUCAUCACAAUCGGGUGAUAACCGUAACGUCAACGGUGGUGCUGAUUGUGCGGGUGGCAACUACAACGUUGGACAAGCUUUUCUAUUUGCAGGAGAUGGUAACGGAGGUAGCGGUGAUUGUGGUGUUGGUGGCGGUGUUUACUAUACUGGAGCGGAGCCUUUAAUCUCCAAAAGUAAUACGAAUGAAAACGACAACAAAGAAGCGCCAUCUCUACUUCCAUAUGACUAUUUCGAUGUAGAUCGUUACUACGAUCCUUUUAAAACACCGGAAAAGGUAGAGCCCAAUGACACCCAAGACUCUAACAUACGGCAACUAAAGGAGCUGGAUCUUGAAGAGCAGGAGAUAUUGAAAUCCGAUGCCACAGAAAUAGCAGUGGAAAAGAUUAAGUACGAGAGUGCAAUCGAGCUUCAAGACUUGUCCGAAAAACAGUUUAGAAAAUUGGCUGCCAAAAGAAGGCAGCGUCUGGAUAAAGUGAGGCCCAAAUUUCUGAAAAACGGGCCCCACAAAGUUUACCAGUCGUACGAGAUCGACGCCAUAAGCAGACACUCUAUUCUAUCGUUUAGAAUGAACGAUUACAAAAAAACGUGUUACAGCGGCAAAGACGCUCCCAAGAUUAACAAAAGGUCUUUCAAGUCGUGCGAAAAGAAGGCCAGGAAGAUCCUCACGCACCCACCCAUUGACGAAGUGGUCGAGUACUUGGUCGAGCUCGCCAAUCAGCCAGACGCGAUCAUCAAAAAUUAUUCUGCCCAGGAAGCGCUCGAAUUGAUAACCCACGCGAGAAAUCAAAGGAAACAUAAACCAUCGACAAAACGACGCGUUGUCUCCUAAUUUUUAUUAUUUUGCUUUUUUAAUCACCUGUAUGUCUUGCACAACAACAUUUGUACUUUUUAGCUAGUUCCGUCGUUACUAUACCACAAAUAUUGCUGUUUUAAUGUAUAGGAGCACCAUAUUUUACUUUGUACAUGCUUUUAACACUAUAAAUGCCCGUUUUUACCGUGACUGACUACGAAUACGUGGCUGUAGUCUGGCAAAAAAUGUAGCUUUUUUUAAUUUCAAUACUCUAGUAUUGAGAUCGUGGGGAAUCACAAACUACCAAUGAUUCCCUUAGAUUUUGAAAUGAGUUUAUGCAUGGAAACAAUUUGUUGUUGUUACUGUUACUCAUAAGUAAAGUUGAAGGAAAAUAUAAAUGUUUUUUAGAGACAGGUUGGUAGCCCUUGGACAAUAGACUUCUUUUGCUUUACUCGUUAUUUAUUCAUCACACACGUCCCCCAAUGUCUUCAAAUGUUUAUACGAAUAAACGAAUCAAAGAACAGA